Schistocerca gregaria is the source of this 1603-nucleotide messenger RNA. RefSeq lists its product as uncharacterized. Lineage: Eukaryota; Metazoa; Arthropoda; Insecta; Orthoptera; Acrididae. Gene Ontology annotation, cellular component: peroxisomal membrane. Gene Ontology annotation, biological process: peroxisome organization. The coding region runs from base 91 to 1311 and encodes 406 amino acids. The transcript is spliced from 2 exons. The record is from RefSeq and is a predicted model, not a curated record.
AGCGGCAGUUAGACAAUAGAGCGAUUUUUUGCAAAUCUAGGUUUGUUUGCAUAUCUAGUUUUGUGUUUCUAUAGUUACUAAUGCUUUAAGAUGAAAAAAUGUACCUAUACCGAAAGGUAUUCUCUAUGGGUAUUUAAAAAUACCUCUUUCUUUAAACACUUGGAAUCUGUUUUAAAAGCUACAUUGUUUCUAUUAUAUGGAUGUUACAAGGAACAAGAGCUGACAUCUGAAAUUGUUGCGGCGUCUCAAUCCUUCUUCGUUUCCUUGAAUGAUUAUAUUUGGUUGAUUAGCUCCUCAAAAUUGGGUUCGAAGUAUAAUAAAUUCAACCAACAACACGUUCAAGAGCUUGCAAAAUAUCAAGGCGUCGAAAACAUAUUCAACGAAGAACAUCAUGUCAGCCAUAGCGAACUAAUAAACAGCGAAGUAAAGAGAGUCUCAGAUGAACUAGAUGAUUGGAUAAAUAGCAUACCAUCCGAAAUCAAGCAAACACUCUAUACCAUCUAUAAGCGGCUUCCCUUAACUUAUUUCAAGAAUCAAAAAAUUCAUCUAUUGCUGACUAUGUUCAACCAUAUUGAAUUUGUGCUAGAGCUAAUUUCAUGCGAUAUUCAGGAACGAGCAAGUAAAAUGCAAAUGUUAUUAUCUAGGCCUACACUAUUGAACCUCGUAACAAAAAUAAGAGGUGGAACCAUUUUUAGUGUGGAAUUCAUCAAAGCUGUAUUACGCCUGAGGCUGUUGAUACUGAACUUUGGAAAUAUUUUAAGUUAUCAAGCAUUCCCGCCUUUUCAAGAGUUAUACGCUUCCACUUGUCCCUCAGAAACUAGACGAAAGGCAACGACUGCUAAGGAAAAUAAAAUAACUUCAAGGAUUAGAUAUACGCUCGAUGACGUAUAUAAAGUAAGGGGUUACAAAUGCUUUAGUAGACCAAUUAAGUUUCUGAUUUUAGGAGAGUUUUUGUGGAUCAUACGCCCUCUGGUUUAUCUUUGGCUGAUGUAUAAAAAAGGUAGCUUCUCUUGGAGACCUUGGCUCACUGCGCUGGCGAUUGAUAUUCUGUCUUUGUAUUGCUCAAAUGGGUUGAAACUGUCCGAUGAUGAAUACCGAGAAAUAGAAAGAAGGAAAAAAAACUUAUUAUAUUAUCUACUCAGGUCCCCGAUGUACGAAUACCUUAAAAAGAAGAUUUUGCCAAUAACAUCGACUCUAUAUCAAAAGAUCUCUUAUUCUAGUAUUUCGAAAGUAAUGAUAGAUUGGUUAUUGGAAUUGCUAAACCUUUACAGAACGCGAUACUUUUGUAUCGCCGGCUCAUCCUCACCUUAGAAUAAGGUUCAACUAUUCCUGAAAAAAGGACUUGGUUAUUUUUCAACAAAGAAUAGAGGCAUUUAACUGUAUUUGUUGUUCAAAAGAUCAAAAAGCGUCGCCUUUGUUCUAUUAAUACAGUAACCUAGCAUUUGAAACUUUUUCGUGUUCGGAAGUGAAGCUGAAUGAAGUCAAGCAAAACAACAAUUACAUGCAAUGCAUCAAAAGUAUACUAAUAACGCAGUACUAAUUAUAAUUUAGCAGUGCUAGCUAGAGAUGUAUAGUCGAAGCAAAUAAAAAAUAUACAGCUGAU